CCAGACCCUGCAUUCACUAUAUCUGGGCUCCCCGGACCCUGCAUUCACUAUAUCCAGUCUCCCCGGACCCUGCAUUCACUAUAUCCGGUCUUCCAGGACCUUGCAUUCACUAUAUCUGGUCUCCCCGGACCCUGCAUUCACUAUAUCUGGUCUCCCCGGACCCUGCAUUCACUAUAUCUAGGCUCCCCGGACCCUGCAUUCACUAUAUCCGGUCUCCCAGGGCACUGCGUUCACUAUAUCCGGUCUCCCAGGGCCCUGCAUUCACUAUAUCUGGUCUCCCGGGACCCUGCAUUCACUAUAUCUGGUCUCCCAGGACCCUGCAUUCACUAUAUCUGGUCUCCCAGGACCCUGCAUUCACUAUAUCUGGUCUCCCAGGACCCUGCAUUCAUUAUAUCUGGUCUCCCAGGACCCUGCAUUCACUAUAUCUGGUCUCCCAGGACCCUGCAUUCACUAUAUCUGGUCUCCCACAGACCCUGCAUCCACUAUAUCUGCUCUCCCACAGUACACAGAACAUGGAAGUGCAAUUAUUUUAGUAAAAUAUAAACUGCUAAUUCCCUUUUCUCAUCAGCAGUUAGAGCAGUCUUCU
Molecule: messenger RNA, 586 nt
Organism: Staurois parvus
Lineage: Eukaryota; Metazoa; Chordata; Amphibia; Anura; Ranidae
Source: the annotation of a GenBank genome assembly